Molecule: messenger RNA, 1543 nt
Organism: Trifolium pratense (red clover)
Lineage: Eukaryota; Viridiplantae; Streptophyta; Magnoliopsida; Fabales; Fabaceae
Product: amyloid-beta-like protein
Exons: 1
Coding region: 199-1260 (353 amino acids)
Source: RefSeq, a predicted model, not a curated record
CAUAAAUGUAUUAUAAGCUGUCACUACUUCCCUCCUUUAUCUUUACAAAAACAUAAACAAAUGCCCUUAGACAAUAAGAACACAUUUCAAUAUUUCAUACUCAUUAAGCGCAAGAUCUAAUGUGCCACAAUUGAAGUGCAACACAACAAGUAUACUAUACACAAAAACCAAAACCAAAACCAAAAUUAAUUAAGAAGAAUGAUGAUGAUGAAUAAGGGAAGAGAAGGCAAAACAGCAGCACCCUCUACCGAUCUAUUAGUAUGUUUCCCAUCUCGAACUCAUCUCCGUCUAAUGCCGAAGCCUAUUUGCAGCCCAGUUAGGCCUUCAGAGCCUAACAAACGUCACCACCACAAUAGUCAACAUCAGCGUAAGAGAUCAAUCUCCAGAACUGGUGGUGGCAUUAGUGGUGGUGGCCAAGCUGGUAGUCCUAUGUUAUGGACUAAAAACAAGUCAAAUAUGGGCUCCGGAAAUUCGGAACCAACCUCUCCAAAAGUCACAUGUGCCGGACAAAUCAAAGUGAAGCAUAAAAAUUCAGCUUGUAGGAACUGGCAAUCAGUGAUGGAAGAGAUAGAGAAAAUCCAUAAUGACAAGAAGCAAAAGAAGCGUUUCAAUUGGGCUGAAUCUCUCGGUUUCAAGAAGGAGAUCAUGCAAUUCUUCACUUGUUUGCGAGCUGUAAGGUUCGACCUUCGCUGCUUUGGAUCCUUUUCUGGAACAGAUAUCGUGACAGAAGAUGAAGAGGAAGAAGAUGAUGAUGAUGGAGAAGACGAAGUAUACUAUGAAAAUGAUCAUGUGAAUGUAGAAGAGAAUCACGACGAAAACGAAUCAUCAAGAACCGUGUUCUCAAAAUGGUACAUGGUUUUGCAAGAGGAACACAAUACUGAAGCUCACAUAGAAGAACAAAAGAAAGAGCAAAAUAGCGACGGAGAAAUUGCUGUGCCUCCUCCAAAUGCAUUAUUGCUCAUGCGUUGUAGGUCUGCUCCGGCGAAAAGUUGGUUGGAAGAAAGUGAAGAAGAAGGUGGAAAUAAUAAUGAAAAAGAAAAGAAUUCACAGAAAGAAAAAGAAAUAGCACAAACACAUGUAAAGAAAGGGCAAAGUUUAAAGUCAUUGAUGGAGGAAGAAGAGAGAAAUAAUAAAGAGAAUUUGGUAGUGAUGAGAUAUAAUUCUGAUUAUUAUGGUAUUUCAACUGAUAUUGCUACAGAGACAUGGAUUGUUGGUGGUUUAACAGAUCCAUUGGCAAGGAGUCGAAGUUGGAAAAGAUGAAUGAUGAUAAUCAUCAUCAUCAUCAUCCAAGAUUAAUUACUCUUAUUUUUCAUUUUGUUUUGUUUUGUUUUGUUUUCAAGUAUUAACUAUUGUUUUCAAGAAUACUUUGGUGUGACAACUGGGAAAUUUAAUAUUAAAAUCCCAUGUUUUAGAAUCUCCUAUGAUCAUUUUGGUUACUAUGUUGUACAGCUUUUUGAUUUCUUUACAUAAGCACCUUGGAAAGUUUUUUACAUGUAUAAAUAUGUACUAUGUACGUUUAUGAAUUUGUUUACUCUGUUCUCUA